This is a messenger RNA of Ostrinia furnacalis (Asian corn borer), 2361 nucleotides long. RefSeq names its product long-chain fatty acid transport protein 4-like. Gene Ontology annotation, molecular function: long-chain fatty acid-CoA ligase activity; long-chain fatty acid transmembrane transporter activity. Gene Ontology annotation, biological process: long-chain fatty acid import into cell; long-chain fatty acid metabolic process. The record is from RefSeq and is a predicted model, not a curated record. The transcript is spliced from 14 exons. Bases 153 to 2228 code for a protein of 691 amino acids. NCBI's taxonomy places the organism in Eukaryota, Metazoa, Arthropoda, Insecta, Lepidoptera, Crambidae. Gene Ontology annotation, cellular component: plasma membrane; endoplasmic reticulum membrane.
GUAUGAAUCUGUUGUUAGCAAGGUCACAGUACGCACAGCCGCGCGAACGAUUCAGCUCCACAGUGUCGUGAAAUGGUUGAUAUAAAUAUGUAAACAGUUAUUCGGUGCAAAAAAAGUGUUACGUAAUAAAUAGUUGAACGACAAGUGUAGAGAUGACGGUGGACAAUAACAUGAACAACCUGAACGGGCAAAAGCAGGAGGGUAAACAGAACGUGGAUCUGGAGCGUGGUGGGAAGAGUGAGGAGUCGAGUAUCCCGUGGGGGAAGAUUCUGAUCAUGCUGGUGGCUCUAGCGGUUCUGGUGGCGUCCUGUGCCGUAGCCUGGGUGUUCCAGGACUGGCAGACCAGCCUGAUUGUACUAGCCAUACUAGUGGUUGUGUACCUCUUGGUAUUUUACUGGAGGUGGCUCUAUGUAGCCGCUAGGACUGCUCGAAGGGAUUUCACGGCUCUCUUCCACUACAUCAAGAUCCUGUCUCUAUCGCGGAGGUUGACAAAAAGCAAUUCAGCAAUCCCUGACGUGUUCCACGAUGUGGUUCUCAAACACCCCAACAAGAACUGUUUCCUAAUCGACGAUGAAGUUUGGACCUUCCGACAGGUGGAAGAAUUUAGUUUACGGACGUCUGCAGUCCUCAAAGCAAAUGGGGUGAAGAGAGGAGAUGUGGUUGGGGUGAUGAUGAGCAACAGCCCUGAGUUGCCAGCCAUCUGGUUAGGUCUCACUCGGCUGGGGGCAGUCGCUCCACUCAUCAACACCAAUCAGACCGGCAACACCUUGCUGCAUUCCAUCAACAUUGCCAAGUGUGAUGUGGUGAUCUAUGGCGCCGAGUAUGAGGAAGCUUUCCAAGAAGUGAAGAAUGACUUAAAUCCAUCGAUCAAGCUGUUCAAAUAUACUCAUCGGCCUCUGAACACUUCUGGCACCGCGGUACAGGUGGCAGACUCAGCUAACGACUUCACGUCCAUGCUGGAAACCACGCCACCAUUGCCAUGGUUCAAGUCCGAAGGAGACGGGUUCAAUGGGAAACUGCUGUACAUUUAUACUUCUGGCACCACCGGGCUUCCAAAGGCUGCUGUUAUUUCUUCCUCCAGAAUGGUGUUCAUGGCUUCUGGUGUCCACUACUUAGGCGGCUUAAAUUCCAAAGACGUGAUAUACUGCCCAAUGCCUCUGUACCACUCCGCUGGUGGUUGCAUCACAAUGGGACAAGCCCUCAUCUUUGGCUGCACGAUUGUUUUAAGGAAGAAGUUCUCCGCUUCCGCCUACUUCAAAGACUGUAUGAAAUAUAACGCUACUGCUGCACAUUACAUUGGCGAGAUGUGUCGAUAUAUUUUAGCGACUCCUCCAUCGGCUACUGACAGGCAACACAAAGUUCGCGUAGUGUACGGAAAUGGAAUGAGACAAGCGAUCUGGCCAGAAUUUGUAAGAAGGUUCAAUAUCAAGAAAGUUGCAGAAUUUUAUGGAGCAACAGAAGGCAACGCAAAUAUUGUAAACGUCGACAACAAAAUGGGAGCAAUAGGAUUUGUCUCCAGAAUUAUUCCCGCUGUUUACCCCAUCGCUAUUCUGAAAGUAGACCAAGAAACCGGAGAACCAAUUAGGAAUUCCAAAGGACUGUGUCAGUUGGCGAAACCGGGUGAGCCUGGAGUGUUCAUUGGCAAAAUCAAUCCUAAGUUAGCGUCCAGAGCGUAUUUGGGUUACGUUGACAAAGAAGCCUCCGAGAAGAAAAUAGUUCGCGAUGUUUUCUCUUUUGGAGAUUCAGCGUUUAUAUCAGGCGACAUCCUGGUGGCAGACGAGCUGGGCUACCUGUACUUCCGCGACCGCACGGGCGACACCUUCCGCUGGCGCGGAGAGAACGUCAGCACCACGGAGGUGGAAGGUGUCAUCUCCAAGUUGGCAGGACAAAGGGAUGCUGUUGUGUAUAGUGUUGAGAUCCCGAACAUAGAAGGGCGCGCUGGUAUGUGCGGCAUCGUUGACGUGGAUGACUCUCUAGACCUGGAUCAGCUGCUCAAGGACCUUUCCAAAGACCUUCCCAAAUAUGCCAGGCCGAUCUUCAUUAGGAAAAUGACAAGUGUUGAUUUGACUGGAACUUUCAAAAUGAGGAAAAACGAUCUUCAGAAAGAAGGCUACGAUCCAAGUAAAACAUCAGAUAAACUUUACUACUUGGAUCCGAAGUUAGACAAAUACAUAUCAUUAGGAAAGACGGAAUAUGAAAGCAUUAUCUCGGGACAAACUAGACUUUAAUUUGAUUUCUACAUUAUUUAGUUAAUACAUCUUUACUUAUGGUUAUUCUAUAGAGUAUUGCUAUGAACUUCUGUAAGCUAUUGGAAUAUACAUACACUGUAAAUUAUACAAAUAAAUAUCGUAUGAAACUUCA